UUGUUUCACUUCUUUCUGGCAUCGGCACAGACAAGAUGGCUCUAGCAGUAUUUUCGCUGUUUGCGGUGUUGGCAGUCGCUAAUGCCGGCGUAACGUUCAACUUUGACCCCCGAAUCGUAAACGGUGAAGACGCUAAGCUCGGUGAAAUUCCAUAUCAGGUAUCUCUCCAAACGACACCAGGUAACCGUCAUUUCUGUGGCGGAUCAGUGCUCAAUUCACAGUAUGUUCUCACAGCGGCUCACUGCGUCCAGAGUCAAACACCCGAAAGGAUGGAAAUCGUUGCCGGCACCGUGAACUUGGAUAACCGCGCGUCGGUCCACGAGGUCGAGAAGAUUAUCAUCCACGAACAGUACCAACCGUCCAAUUCUUGGAAUAAUGACAUAGCUCUGAUCAAGGUAAAAACGCCCUUCGUGACGAGUCAACGAAUAGCCUCUGUUCCGAUGCCAAAGGCAAAUGAAGCAGUGCCUGCUAAUGCUGUCGCAUGGGUGUCGGGCUGGGGAAGACUCAGGUCUGGCGGCUCGCUCCCAAAGAUACUGCAAAAGGCAAAGAUCCAGAUAGCCGACCAAGAAGCCUGCAAAAAGGUGUACACAUCUAUCGGCCAGAAAAUCUUCGAAUCCCAUAUCUGUGCUAACGAUCCAUCGGUCGAGAAAGGAGCAUGCAACGGUGACUCUGGCGGCCCCCUUACUGUCAACGGAAAGAUCGUUGGUAUCGUCUCCUGGUCAAUGGGAUGCGCACUUCAAAGGUAUCCCACUGUUUACACGCGAGUCACGUCUUACUUGGACUGGAUCAAACAGCAUGCAGUUUAAGCCAGGACUAUUGACCGAUCGACGACUUUUUGUGAAUUUAUACAGUGUUCUUGAAGACUACAUUUUCUAUACAUAUUAUUUAAAUAUGUUUAUUUAAUGUGUCUACACGGUGAAUGCUUUAUUAUUCGCACCCGUAAUUUGUACAUGAUUAUCGGUAUUGAAAAUUGGAGAAUAAAUUUUUAUAACUAA
Molecule: messenger RNA, 995 nt
Organism: Dufourea novaeangliae
Lineage: Eukaryota; Metazoa; Arthropoda; Insecta; Hymenoptera; Halictidae
Product: chymotrypsin-2-like
Exons: 7
Coding region: 36-806 (256 amino acids)
Biological process (GO): proteolysis
Molecular function (GO): serine-type endopeptidase activity
Source: RefSeq, a predicted model, not a curated record